AUGGCAACUGAUAAACCCAAAGGCAGUGUUGAAGAGUUUAAAGUAAAGAUGGCAACUGAUGAACUUGAAGGCAGCGUUGAAGAGUAUAAAGUAAAGAAGGAAACUGAUGAACCUGAAGGCGGCAUUGAAGAACAUAAAGCAAAGAUGGAAACUGAUGAGCCUGAAGGCGACGUUGAAGAACAUAAAGUAAAGAUGGCAACUGAUGAACCUGAAGGCGGCGUUGAAGAGGAUAAAGUAAAGAAAGCAACUGAUGAACCUGAAGGCGGCGUUGAAGAGGAUAAAGCAAAGAUGGCAACUGAUGAGCCUGAAGGUGGCAUUGAAGAACAUAAAGUAAAGAUGGCAACUGAUGAACCUGAAGGCAGCGUUGAAGAGUAUAAAGUAAAGAAGGAAAUUGAUGAACCUGAAGGCGGCGUUGAAGAACAUAAAGCAAAGAUGGCAACUGAUGAGCCCGAAGGUGGCGUUGAAGAACAUAAAGUAAAGAUGGCAACUGAUGAACCUGAAGGCGGCGUUGAAGAGGAUAAAGUAAAGAAAGCAACUGAUGAACCUGAAGGCGGCGUUGAAGAGGAUAAAGUAAAGAAAGCAACUGAUGAACCUGAAGGCGGCGUUGAAGAGGAUAAAGUAAAGAAAGCAACUGAUGAACCUGAAGGCGGCUUUGAAGAGGAUAAAGUAAAGAAAGCAACUGAUGAACCUGAAGGCGGCUUUGAAGAGGAUAAAGCAAGGAAGCCAACUGAAGAACCUGAAGGCGGCGUUGAAGAGGAUAAAGCAAGGAAGGCAACUGAUGAACCUGAAGGCGGCUUUGAAGAGGAUAAAGCAAGGAAGCCAACUGAAGAACCUGAAGGCGGCGUUGAAGAGGAUAAAGUAAAGAAGGAAAUUGAUGAACCUGAAGGCGGCGUUGAAGAGGAUAAAGUAAAGAAGGCAACUGAUGAACCUGAAGGUGGCGUUGAAGAGGAUAAAGUAAAGAAGACAACUGAUAAACCUGAAGGCGGCGUUGAAGAGGAUAAAGUAAAGAAGGAAAUUGAUGAACCUGAAGGCGGCGUUGAAGAGGAUAAAGUAAAGAAGGCAACUGAUAAACCUGAAGGCGGCGUUGAAGAGGAUAAAGUAAAGAAGGCAACUGAUGAACCUGAAGGCAGCGUUGAAGAGGAUAAAAUAAAGAAGGCAACUGAUGAACCUGAAGGCGGCGUUGAAGAGUCUAAGGUAAAGAAGACAACUGAUGAACCUGAAGGCGGCGUUGAAGAGUAUAAAGUAAAGAUGGCAACUGAUGAACCUGAAGGCGGCGUUGAAGAGUAUCAAUUAAAGCCUGCAACUGAUGAACCUGAAGGUGGCGUUGAAGAGUAUAAAGUAAAGAUGGAAACUGAUGAAUCUGAAGGCAGCGAUGAAGAGUACAUAAGGCCCAAGUGGGAUAGUAAAUUCCAGUACCUUUUAAGCUGUGCUGGAUUUGUUGUGGGUCUUGGAAAUGUGUGGCGUUUUCCAUACUUGUGCCAAACCUAUGGAGGAGGUAAGAGAAAACCCACCUUUUAAUUGAUUAGUUGCAUGAUUGUUCAGACUAAACUAUGACAAGCGCCUCUUGUUCUAAAAUAAUAUGUGUUUGGGGUGUGCCACACCCCUCUAAUCUCUGGAUCCAGCAACUGUUAAAAAUAAUCAGUGCUUUUAAUUCUUGGAAUAGCCAGGCUAGCCUCCCAGUGAGGUGUUAGCCUGGGUUGUGAGCCAUUAAGGGAGAUUAAGGGGCUCUAUGCGAGAUGGCAAAAAAAGCCAGAGGUGGGAACAAAGGUGGCCUAAAAUGGCUCUGCAGAGGCAGCUGUAAAGGUACUUAAAUGUCACGACUCUCCACCUGAUGGCCUCAUCUGUGGCAGAUGACAGCUAGAAGAAGGAGACUAUCACAGGUUCUGUAAAAGGGAGGGGUCCUUUUUUAUUUUUGGUUUGAGAAAUUCAUUGCUAAAUAAAAUAAAAAAUAAUGCCAUUUACAUCCUGCUCUUCCUUCUGAUUGACAGAUGGCUAUGUGCCCAGAGCAAAACAACAAGACAGAGAAAUUGGGAAAGAUAUGUCCCUAAUUUUUCUGUUAACUUCAAUGCCUCACUGCAACUCUGAUUUGCAUGCAGCGCUUAAUAGUAUUACUGAAUAACUUACAACCCAAGCUUUAAGUCUUGUUGGAAUUGUUAUCUAUUGUUACUGAUUGAUUUGGUUUCACUGCAGGGAUUUAGUGUCUGAGUUAUUUACUUUCUCUGACUAAACGGACAUGGAUUUUUAUUUUUAUUUAAAUUCUAUUGGCAAGAAACAUGAAAAACAAAUAGUCUUGCUUCUAGGCAACUGUGACAAAAAGAGUUCUUUAAAUGUUUCUGUGCUUUGACUCUGAUAAAUGAUUUUAAAAUGUGUAUUAUUCCUUGUUGAAAAGUGAAGAGAUUAGAAACAAGCUACUUUGUCCAAGAGCAACUUCCUUUGCAGCAUCAUUCCUGGUUGUAACUUUUUGCCAAUCUCUUCUUCUUCUCAAGGAAAGCAGAUAAUUUACACCUGAGAACGUAGACCAAGGGAGAUAUGAACACCUGAGUUGACUCUAGCUGAUUUCCCUCAAAGUUGAUUCUCCCCCCCACCCUACAUUCCAGAAUUUUUUUUAAAAAUGAAAAAAACUAGCUAAAAUGUAAGUGCAAAAACAGCAGCAAGGAACUCUCAAUCAAUGAAGCAGCAUUUUUUUCAUUACUUUCACCUUCUACAUCUCUCACUGCAGGUCUAAUUUAUGCAGGUUAAUCCCCACCAAUUAGAUGCACUUUCAAUGCAUGCCACAGUAAAAAAACAUAAAAAACCCUCUAACAAUUAGUUGUAUAUUAUUGCCUUUUUGCACAGACCCUAAGCGGGAGGACAUGAUUAGCUCACUCCACAACACCUCCCUGCCCCUCAUAUUGUUUGCAUGGGGGCGGGGGCAGUCCCAAUUUGAAUCUGAUAUCAACAUCACAGCUUCCCCAAUGGAGGAAGUUAAUGAUCAUUAGCUGUAGAACCCUUGUCCCUUCAUGGAAAAAUUCUCAAGAGCCACAACUGGGUGCCAUAGCAGUUAAGGUAGCGCCCCCAGGUUUUCUUACCCCCAGUUUAUCACCAUAUGGGGGGAAAAAUCCUCUCUCAAUCAACUGUUACAGCUUUUUUGCUUUACUUAAUAAUUAUUUUAUGUACAACAUACUUACCUGACAGAUGCUGCUGGUAUAAAGAUAAUGCUAGUAGAAAGUUAGAGGUGGAGGAGGGCAUGAGCAGUGGCAUAGUGUGUGGGGCCAAGGGGUAGAAUUCUGAGGGAACACAACCAGGCACCCCCCCCAGGCAUUGGCUUCCCCACCCUGGUGAAGGAUGCAAAGCAGUCCAGGCCCAUGGAGCACAGGGAGGGGACAAGGGGCAUCCCCAGUGUGGCCUGGCCUGGCCAGACAUGCCCCUGCAGGCAGCUGGCACAGCAAGGCCCCACUUGGCUGGAGAUGUGCUCCGUCAGUGUCAGGGGCUUGCCUGCACUGGGUACCAGCAACCCACGCUAUGCCACUGUUAUGAGCUAACUGUGCUUGGAAAUUGUGUUUCUAGGAGCAUUCCUGAUUCCAUACAUCAUCGCGUUUCUGUUGGAAGGCACCCCUAUAUUUUUUCUUGAAUUAGCUGUAGGGCAACGCAUGAAAAAAGGCAGCAUUGAAGUCUGGUGGCACAUCUCACCUUACCUGGGAGGACUGGGUAGGUUUCUGCAACUGCCUUUACUUGUGACUAUACAAUCUUCUAAUGAUUGCUCCUUCCUGGAAAUGCAUGGGCUCCAGGAGGCUGUAAUAGCAAACCCAUUAGCAGUAGGGUAAGAGAUAAAGGACCCCUGGACAGUUAAGUCCAGUCAAAGGCGACUAUGGGGUUGCAGUGCUCAUCUCGCUUUCAGGCUGAGGGAGCCAGUGUUUGUCCUCAAACAGCUUUCUGGGUCAUGUGGCCAGCAGGACUAAACCGCUUCUGGCGCAACGGAACACUGUGACAGAAACCAGAGUGCACAGAAACGCCGUUUACCUUCCCGCCACAGUGAUAACUAUUUAUCUACUUGCACUGGCAUGCUUUUGAACUGCUACGUUGGCAGGAGCAGGGACCGAGCAACGGGAGCUCACCCCGUCUUAGGGAUUUGAACCGCUGACCUUCUGAUUGGCAAGCCCAAGAGGCUCAGUGGUUCAGACCACAGCGCUACCCGCAUCCCAGUAGUAGUAAACUCAGGCAGUUGCAUGCCUAUCUGUGUAGAAGAUAAACAGAGCCACUCAAGGGCAACCUGUGUGAUUUCACCACCUGAGGCAAAAUGGGAAUUGCCUUCCUCCCGCCCCACUGCUUCGUUUGUUAGCAGCAACGUUUAAUUCACAGAGCAAUAUUGUUUUCCAGACUGCCAGAGUUCAGGUAGUAAUUGGAUUUGAUCUUUCCAUUGUGUGAAUCAGACUCUUGCAAUAUGUAUGUUAAAAAGCAAUUUUCUUUGUUCAUGCCAAAUCUGAGUGUGCUUGUAUAUUCCACAGGUUACACUUCUGUGAUAGUGUGCUUCCUAGUAGUUCUCUAUUACAAUAUGCUUUUGGCCUGGAUUUUGUGGUAUUUUAUAAACUCUUUCCGAAACCCAUUACCUUGGAGUUUCUGCCCAACAGAUACCAGCAAACCAGGUGAGUUCCCAAGUCUCUUGCUGCUUUCUGUUAUUAGUAUCUGCUUUUCUAUGUAUCCUUCAAUCACUGCAUUAAAUUGUUUGUCCAACUCUGCCACAGUCAGCAACUGUCAGACCCAGGUGUGUUCCUGCCAUGCCUCCUUUGGCCCUAGCCACAGAUUGGGAUAAGCAAGGUCUAGACACAAAGCCCUACAGGUGCCCAUUUUUCUGUGUAGGCUAUGCACACAUUAUCAGCUGUGUCUGUGUGUCAGGUUUCAUUUGUGCACACCAGAGACGGGAUGGGGAUGCUUGUACCCAAUGUGCAUUACUUGCUUCAUUUCCCCUCCCGCUUGCAAUCCUCCCAUUUACCGUUCAUGGUGCUAUCAUCUGUGCAUACGCUGUUACACACCUCAGCUGAACUGCACAUCAAAUGUGGCUUAAGUAUUCUUUUUGGGUUGAAGCUGGUUUGAUGGAAAACACACACAAUAGCAGCAUUUAUCAAAAAUCUCUAGGCUAGCUCUACAUCUUUGGUAAUGUUGUAUGUCUCUGGAUUCAAAAUCCACCAUUGGGAGCGCACUAGGGCAAGAGUAAAUGGUAAUGUGUACAAAGCUUGGAUGCAAUUCUUCUCUUCUCCUCUUGCAUAAAAAAGCACAGAUAAGAAGGGGGGGUUAGCUCCCCCUCCUACCCAGAUGCACUGCACUUUAAAUUGACCUCUCCCCCCCAAGCCCUGCUCUUCAGAGCAAGACUCACCUAGUUAGGCUGUGUCCUCAUGAACAUGUGUCUGCAGUUGCAUCCUGUGAACAUACAUGCCAAAUCUUACAGUUCCAAAAGGACAGAAUUACAGAGAAAGCAGCACUUGUAAGUUGUACCAAAAGGGAAUAGGAUAUGAACUGAGAGAAGCACUUGGUAAUGCAGCAGAGGUAGAAUAAUAAUAAUAUUUUUAUUUAUACCCUGCCCAUCUGAAAGAAGCAGCAGUAAGCUCAUGUUUAAGGCAUAGCUUAGUUUAAUAAUGGUUUAAAGUGCUGUGUAGAUGGGGCCAAUAGCUUAAAGCAGGUGUGGUAGAUCUUCACGCCCUCCACCUCUUACUGCACUACAGCACCCACUAUCCUGGGCCAUAGGCCAUGCUUGCUAGGACUGAUGGGAGGUGUAGUUCAACGACAGCUGGAGGUCCAAAGGUUCCCCAUCCUGGCUAGUUUACUAGUUAUGCCAAAGGAAGAGCUUCCUGUGCAGAGAGAACUGAUGCCUGAAGAAAGGCCCCAUUCCUGCCCCUUCCCCUUCAUGGAAUAGCUUCAAGAGGAUGAGGCACAUAUCCAUUCACCUGGGGCUGUGCCUGGUCGCAUCCCUAACACAAAUAUAUGUAGGGCUGGAGAGUUUUGUUCCAGGCUUGGUCUGGAAGAGCUGAGGUGAAGCAUCUCCUCUUGAUCUCAUUCUUUCGGGAAGCCCUGUUUGUCAGUCAAGAGGAGGCUAUUCCUCAAACUAAACAAUACCUCAUUCUAGAACUCCAGAGGAGAGGGGUUUAUGGUAGGUUCACAUUUUCCUUAAAAACAAAACAAAACAUGGAAUGGAGUUUUUAAAAUGUAGUGGCGCUGUGGGUUACAUCACAGAGCCUAGGACUUGCUGAUCAGAAGGUCGGCGGUUCAAAUUGCCGCGAUGGGGUGAGCUCCCGUUACUCGGUCCCUGCUCCUGCCAACCUAGCAGUUCAAAAGCACAUCAAAGUGCAAGUAGAUAAAUAGGUACCGCUCCAGCGGGAAGGUAAACAGCGUUUCCGUGCGCUGCUCUGGUUUGCCAGAAGCGGCUUAGUCAUGCUCACCACAUGAUCCGGAAGCUGUACGCCGGCUCCCUCGGCCAAUAAAGUGAGAUGAACGCCGCAACCCCAGAGUCGGCCACAACUGGACUCAACUGGUCAGGGGUCCCUUUACCUUUAUACCAUCUGCACGCUCAAUUGGUGCAGAAUGGGACAACUGCAUAUUCCUGACUGUCAGGAUCCUUUCCAACUCUUCUAUGAUUCUGUUUUGAUAAUGCCUUCUGUGCUUGUUAUUUCAGAACUUAUUGAAGAAUGUAACAAAAGCACACCUACCAAUUAUUUCUGGUAUAGGUACACUUUAAACAUAAGCACGGAUAUUACAAACAGUGGUCCGCUUCAGUGGUGGCUGGUUUUAUGUUUGGCAGCCUGCUGGUUACUUGUGUUCAUUUGUACAGUACGAGGAAUUGAAUCGACUGGAAAGGUGAGCAGGGAUUAUUACCAGACACCUGUAUUUCACUGACCUGGUCCUUACUGAGGUGGUAAAGCCAUCAUUAGACUGCACCACGUGAGACAGAAGGAAGCUCACAUGAGUGAAUGUUCUAUCAUAUUUUUAAAAGGCACCUGCCCAUUGAAAACUAAUGCAUCUUGGAGGAAGAUAGGUUAGAAUCCAUAUGCAGGAGGGGUUUUUUUUUGCAUGUAUUUGAUCAUCUUAUUACCUGCCUACAGUCAGAAAUGGUACAGUCCAGACAGAAAAUAGAAUAUUAUCUAUCUUAAGUGCUCAUAUAUUUCAUGGUGUUGCCUUCACCUGUUCCUGACACUCACUUUUUUCUUCUCUGCUUUGUUCUUCCUCUUAGGCAAUAUAUGUUACAACUACAUUUCCUUACCUAAUUCUAACAUUAUUCCUUCUUUAUGGAGUGACUCUCCCAGGAGCCUUUCACGGAUUAGUGUAUUUCAUGACUCCUAAUGCAAGUAUUUAUUCAAUUGAUCCUUGGUGUUCCAGAUGAUGUACAGAAAAUCUGACUUGGUCUUUUAGAGGUGGCUUUGAACUUUUAAUAAUAAUAAUAAUAAUAAUAAUAAUAAUAUAAAUGCUCUGCAAUACAGCAUUAAAUAUAAAAAAAUUCCCUAAACAGGGCUGCCUUCAGAUGUCUUUUAAAGAGAAGAUAGCUUCUUAUUUCCUUCACAUCUGAAGGGAGGGCAUUCCACAGGGCGGGCGUCAUUAUCAAAAAGGUCCUCUGUCUGGUUCCCUGUAACCUCACUUCUCGCAAUGAGGGAACCGCCAGAAGGCCCUCGGCGCUGGAUCUCAGUGUCCGGGCUGAACUUUCCUCCAUGCUGCUUCUUUGUUUACCACUUAAUACUAGUUGGGAUCCACACAUAUUCUGGCAAUUGUACUUUGUUAACUCCCUCUAGUAUCUAUGAAGAACAGAAACGUGUGUAAAAAUGCCCUUUUCUAGAACUUACGAAUAUAGGCAACCCUGGGUCAAAUCUUAUUUUUCAGCAGACAGGGCAGAACUACACUUCAUUGUGCAAGCAUGGGGUGUCCCAGUUCUGUAUUUGACUUGUUAUGCUGGGGCGAAUGCAGAGAUGGAGAGAUGCAUUUGCAGAGGAAGCCAGUGGGCAGGUACUUAAUCCUCCCUAUGCCCACCAAUUCUUCCCUACAAAUGCUCCCCUGGGCUGCUUUUUGUUUCUCCGUCUGGCAGAGUCCAAGACUGGAAGAUGUGCAAGUGAAGGUAAAAGCACUCUAGUGAGCAUUUGUAAGGGACUAUCGCCAAACAUGGAAAGAGUUAAGCGCUCUCUCCUACACACUGACAACAAAUUCAGCCCAGCAGGCAGUUUGUGAAACACUUGUUUGCCAGUAUAAUGCAUUGUUCUGUUCUGAAUUUGUUGAAUUCAGAAAACACACUAAUUUCCCACUGCUUGCCAGGAAGGCCUGUAUCAGUGAAAUAUACACAAGAAUGAUGAGACUAAUAAUGUUUUUAGCCCUGAUAUCUCCCUGUCUCUCUCACAGCUCAAGAAGAUCAACAAUCCACGUGCCUGGCUUGAUGCAGCCACCCAGAUUUUUUCCUCUCUUUCUUUAGGAUGUGGGGGACUCAUAGCAUAUUCAAGCUACAACCCGUCAAAGUAGGUAUAAUCUUGCAGUUUUGUUAGCUUUCGCUCACAAUGUGGAGGGGAGUUGUUUGACGCAGUCAAAUUGACUUCUAUGAGAUAGCGCCUCAGUGAUCUCUGGAGACAAGACUCAAUUCUCAUUCAGCCCACACGGGAGCCCAGGAAAAGCGGUUGGCUCUGUUCUCUUGAUGUUUCCCUGUGUGAGUCCCAAAGAUGCCCUUUAUUGUUCUUUCUGCAAUGUCAGAGUUGGGCAGAUGCCCCAGUACACAGGCUGUCGCACACAAACAGCGGUAGGUUGCAUACGCGUGUCUUCAUGUGAAGAUCUUCACAUCAUCUGCAGGAAGGAUGGGAGUGAAUGUGGAAGUGGGAAAAGUUCAGCUGAGAUGCAAUACUUUAUGAUGAAUGAGUCCCACUGAAGUCAGCUGCAGAGCCCUGACUUGAGACCCCGCAGCCACCCCCUCGUUGGAAAUAACUCACAGAAGGAUACGGAUAUUAGGUUUAUGUUACUGGGCAAAUUUUGGCCACAACUUUAUUGAAAUUACAGAAUGUGAGCAGUAUUGGCUUAGGCAUUGAUUGGACCUGACUAUAUCUGACUCCUGCCCAUUGUGCAGGAAGUCCAGUAAGGGUAAGCCACCGGCAGAUGGAGCCCUGUCAAUGCGAACCAACUCAAGCUCACCCUGGUGUUCCCGUCGGGGUCAUGUCAAGGCCUUAGCCCCCCAGCCGGGCUUCAGACUAGAUCAACACCCCCGGGUUCCCUUAAUGGAAUACCCUUAAGCAUGGAGGGGCAGGUGAUGGCCACAACUCCCCUCCCCCACACAAGGUCAAACAAUGCCUAACCGCAACCCUAAGUAGUGACGAUUGCUACGAGGUAGGCGAAAACCAAGUGGCCAGUGCCAAUUUGCCAAGUGGAAAAAUUCCUACCAGGCCCCUCGGACAACCAAGGUGACCAACCAAAGUCCAUAGCAAGGCCAUAGCCUAACCUGCAAAAUAGGGAGGGAGGGCGGGUGAUUGAGGAAGCGAGCCAAAGAGGAAGUCCUCUGGCUUGCUCCUCUGUUUAAACGGCCCCGGCCACGCCCCCUGGCCAGCGGGGGUUGGCUGGCCGGGCUCAGAAAUGGCCGGAAUCCCCCAGGCAAAGUCCCCCGCCCCUGGUGGGGAGUGGGUGGCCACGCGGCCACGCUGGGAAGUGGAGCAGAUUUAUGAUUAAUGAGUCCCACUGAAGUCAGCUGCAGAGCCCUGACUUGAGAGUUUUUAUUUUUGAUCAGAAGGCAAGUGACUGAGGCGACUGCAUGCUCUCAAUAUAGCUUUACUCCAUAAAGUUCCUGUGAGUAUAAAACAGCAUCAUGCCAUCUGUCUACUACUGCUAUUUUUUACUGUUCUGGGAUUGAAAAUAUUCAGUGAAGAGUAGAUUACAAGUACUUCAAAUAAAAUAAUAAAUGUAUAACAUUAGAAGUUACAGACUCGGUGCUGGCCUUUGUAACAUUUAAUCGGGUUGUUAUGUACUUGUUUUUCCUAGUAAUGACUGUGAACUGGAUGCUGUCAUGAUAGCAGGAAUAAACUCUUUGACUUCUUUGUUUGCGUCAAUCCCAGUUUUUUCAAUUCUGGGGUUCAAAGCAACAAUGGCCUAUGAAGAAUGUUUGGAAAGGUGAGCCGUUCAAGUUUCACAGUUAGGAACCAAUUUAAGGUGUUGGUCCAAGCCCUCUGUUCACAAUUUGUUUUGUUUUUCAUUGUCUAAAAUUUAGUGUCAUUUCUCCCCCCCCCCCCUUUAAACCAGUUUAGGGGACCCCAGAGGGCAGAAUUAAAAUAAGAUUGUAGCAUAGAACACAAAGUAUACAAUCCUGCAUGUUCCAUGUGCAUAAUCAUUAAUUCAGGUAUACAGGCAACUUCCUUUUUGUGUGGGGGUUCUGUUUUGCCCCUGGCCUGCCCCUAUUUGAAGCAAAUUGCUGUUGUUUUUCUUAGGAACUGUGGCAAUGCAAAUAAUUCGUACCAUUCCUGACUUUACUGACAGAAAUGUUAAAUACAUCACCAAGGCAUUCAGGAACGAAAGCAUCACUGUAGACAGCGGCACAUUUUGGCUCAGUUACUUGAACGGAACGGAUAUCAAUAAACUUACAUCUCUCAACCUGGCAAACUGUGAUCUCGAAUAUUUCCUUGAUCAGGUAUCGUACUCCAUUACAAAAUGAUUCAGUUGUAAAAGUACAGAACAGUGGUGCCCCGCAAGACGAAUGCCUCGCAAGACGGAAAACCCGCUAGACGAAAGGGUUUUCCGUUUUGGAGGUGCUUCGCAAAACGAAUUUCCUAUGGGCUUGCUUCGCAAGACGAAAAUGUCUUGCGAGUUCCUGCGGGGUUUUUCCCCUCCCCCCCUUUUUCCCAAGCCGCUAAGCCGCUUAUCAGCUGAUCCGCUAGGCCGCUAAGCCGCUUAACAGCUGAUCGCCAAACCGCUUAUCAGCUGAUCCGCUAAGCCGCUUAACAGCUGAUCCGUUAAGCCACUAAGCCGCUUAUCAGCUGAUCCGCUAAGCCGCUUAUCAGCUGAUCCGCUAAGCCCGCUAAGCCGCUAAUAGCGCUAAUCCGCUAAACCGCUAAUCGGCUUGCUUCGCAAGACGAAAAAACCGCAAGACGAAGAGACUCGCGGAACGGAUUCUUUUCGUCUUGCGAGGCACCACUGUAUGCACUGAUUCUGUAGUCGCCAAAACAACGCCACUUGCUGGGGCUAUUGCCACAGACACGGCAUUAGUUCCUGAUGGCUUUCAUAUGCUCUUUUUCUGCCAAGGCACCUAUUUUGCGGUUUUUGCCAUGACAGGUAGUGCAUUGAGUAGGGACCAGUAGGGUGGCAGAAGUGGGGCUAGGUUGCUCUCCCAGCUUCCCAACAGUGCACAUUGUCAUUGCUUAUGGAGGAGGACAAGGCGAGGGUGGCUGCUGCAGCAGAGCCAACCCACUGCUCCUGUUGCAGCAUGUGCACCAUGUCAACCUCCCUGCUGCCUUGCUCCUCUCCUUCACAGCGGCAUGUGGUAUUUUGGGAAGCCAGGUGAGCAAUGCAACCUCACCUGAGAGGAAGCGAUGACAGACAACACUGACUGUGUCAACAGCUUUGUUAUGAAUGAAUGGAGCUUCCUUCUCUGGUCACAUUCCAUGAAGGUUUCUGCAGCUUCCACUGCAUUUUUCUGUAGUUUCUCUGCUGGACCUCUGCCAUGCUGCAAGGGGGUCACAGCCCUCGGUCUUCAGCUACCGUUGAUGUGAUGGCCCAGGCAGGAAAUUCUUUCAGAAGAGCUGUGUUUAGCUCUUUGGCUUCAUACAAGCUGCUCUGUCUCUGGUAAACUAGCAUGUUACUCUGCCCAUAUGUAUGAGUGCACAGAGACCACAAGUUGUUUGCCUGGUUAUCUCCGAAGAAACACAAUCUACCUUCCCCCCUACAACUACUGUUACUGGGGUGUUCUAUGGCCACUUUAUUUAGCCACAAAUACUUGCACACAGAAGAUGGGGCUCAGGGUACCCACCAAAACUCUAGUCCAGCUUGAGAAGUUUCCCCUUAUAAUUCUGCAGAGACACACAGAAACCAUACCUGUGUCUGCACGUAUUAGCAUGAAAAGAACUACAGAGACCAACCUGUGAGCUUAGGUGGCUGCUUUUAUUAUUAUUUUAUUACCUUUCCUUCACCCUUAGAUCCCAGGGCAAGUGACAACAAUUUAAAAUGCAACACUAAAAACAGAUUACGGCAACUUAAUACGACUGCGCUGCUCUGGUUCACCAGAAGUGGCUUAGUCAUGCUGGCCACAUGACCCGGAAGCUGUAUGCCGGCUCCCUCGGCCAAUAAAGCGAGAUGAGCGCCCCCACCCCAGAGUUGGCCACGACUGGACCUAAUGGUCAGGGGUCCAUUUACCUUUACCUUUAUGGUGAGUCCUAAAAAUGCACAUCUCAGGUGCCAAAGGUCAAGGUCAAAAGGGUUUUUUGUUCCACCCACCCACCCCAAUAUGAACUUGUAAUUGGUAAUGGCUGUAUGUUAUUCCAGAUGAUGGCUAAAUGUUGAGUGAUACAACAUUUUGCCUCUGCAUUAGAAUAAAUGACACUCAGAAAUCAAUCUGACAGUUUUUACCAUUAUUUGUGAAUUUUGCAGAGUGUUUCUGGAACCGGCUUGUCCUUUAUUAUGUUCACUGAAAUCGUCAUUAAGAUGCCUGGAUCAAACACUUGGGCGAUUAUGUAUUUUCUUAUGCUGUUCAGUCUUGGUAUAUCUUCCAUUUUUGGACUCGUUCAAAGUAUCUUGACGCCUUUCACAGAAUCUCACACUGUGUCUAGAUACAUAUACAAGGAGGCUAUAUGUGGUAAGGCAUCUUCCUAAAAUCCUUUUCUUUGCUGAUAACAAUGCUCAAGAGUAAUAUGGUGCUUUACUCGGUUCAAAGUGCUACACUUACAUUAUUUCAGCAAUCAAAAACAACAACAGCUUAACAUUAUCUCUGUAUUGCAGGUUGGGGCUGAGAUAGGGUUCGUGGGCAAGACAGUAUUUCGAUGGGGGAAUAUCCUGGCUCAUUUCUCAUUCUUAUAGUUGCUACUGUUGUUUCAAGAUACGUUCUUUCCAGUUUCAUUAACCUCCCCAGGGAGGUUUGGCUGCCACCUUCAUUAUACAUCUUUAGGAGCCAGGCAAAAAAAGUUCCUCUUCAGCCAGAUCUUGGGCUAAUUCUAUGGCCUUUUAAAUGUGUUUGUGGGAGCGGGGGUGAUUGUUUCAUUUUUGUUCUAUUUAUUUUGUGCUUUUAUCCUGUAUUUUUAUCUUGUGAACUGCCCUGAUAUCUCUGAAGGGCACUAUAUAAAUUAAUAAACAGUAAUAACAAUAACAAUAUUCUGGUGAGCAGAAACUGUACAGUCUUAAUGAUGCCACAUUGCACCCAUUAACCAUUAAGGAUAGGUGAGUGGCAAAACUUGGGUGUUUGGCAAGAACGGAACAGACAUGUUGGUAUUGAUUAUAAACGCACAUGUAAACACCAAUGGUUAGGUUUUCUUUUAUUUCAUUUGUGUAAAUUGACUAAUGAAUGUUGUUGUCUGUAGGUUUAAUAUGCCUUACUGCCUUUCUGCUGGGCCUGCUUUUUGCUCUGAGAUCAGGAAACUACUGGCUUGAGAUGUUUGAUGCCUAUGCUGGGACCUUGCCUUUGCUCAUCAUCACUUUCUUUGAACUGAUCGGUGUUGUAUUUAUUUAUGGAAUAAAAAGGUAUGGCUAUGUUUCUUCGCAUAUUUAUCUGGAUAAGCCCUUAGGUGCACAAGCAACUCAAGGCAGAUGAACACGUGAGGCUGUAUUCAUAACUAAGCAUUUCUAUUGAGAAAUGAACACACUAUGGAGAAACUAGGUGGUUCAACAGAACUACUGAUUCAGCAUAACCCAGUGAAACUUAACUGCAGAUUUGUUUAGACAAAUUCUGCAAUGCCUUAAAAUUCUCAGCAAAAUUAGCCUAAUCCACCUACAUCUUGUAAUGCAAAUCAGGAUUUUUUAGUGAUGGAGUGCCUUGCCCCCCCCACCCCCGGCCUGCUCUCCCACUUACAUGCAAACUAACUCUAAUGCUUGAAGAGGGUUUACAAGGUAAACUGGUGUCUAAUCUGGACUGCUUCAGACUGCUUUAGUGAGUUGUGUUUCAAAACUGAAUACUCAUCCAUCAGGGGAGCCGUUAUGUUUAAUAUGAGGGGCAUUCAGUCUGAAGAGGUACCGUCGCCAACAGCCAUUGCUAUUUGAAGUGGUAUGGCCCAGGACCCAGAUUUACCAGAACCCCUCCUCAUAGGGAUCAUGAGAAGCAAGCCCAUUGAUAAGCUGGUGAGGUGUGACACUUCCAUUUCCCUCCUUUAUCCUGGGAAAACAACAUUCUAAGCAACAAACCUUUAUUUAGUCUAUUUAUUUAGAAAAGCAUUUUUGUACUGCCAAAUAAAACACCGGGGUGAUGCACAACAUAAAAUACAAUUACGGUACAAGCAGUACCAAUAAUUAUGGAAGUGACUGGCUAAUCAAAACAUUAAAAAGCAAUGAAGGCCUGAUCUUUAAGAGAGGCAGGAAAGUAAAAAGUGAGGGUGUCUGCCAGAUCUCUUACUGGCCUAGGUGCAGCAAGAGAUACCUGGUUAUUGUAUUUGAAGUAUAAACCAUGUACCCCUGCUCAGAAAUAAAUUCCAUUGCAUACAGUGGGAAUAUGAUCCCAGCUAAGGUUUGCAGCCUUAUGCAUAAUUUGGGGAUAUACACUCCAAAAUUUGCAAUAGGAUAAAGGUUUCCUAUCUGUUGUGUUUAAUUCAUUUGUGUAAAAGAUCAUUUGAUUUUGGAGGGUGCAUAUGGCCUUCUUAACAGCCCAAGCAGCUGUCAGAGAGGAUAGAUCUCUAUUUGAGGUAGUCCUUGAUUUUAAAAUCCCUGUGGUUUAAAAGAUUAAGAACUCUAGGCAGGGAGAGCAGAGGCCUCAAAGUUUCCCACCAGCAGUUAAAGCCUGGAAAGGAGACGGAACAGGCUAGCUGGUCAGUCUUCCCCACUAUGGAGACAUGUAAUUCAUUUCUAUUUCAGUCACAGAAAUCAUUUGUAAAUUAGUACAUAAACGUUUUACGCCAGCCUGAAUCCUCUUUUGUUUGUGUUUCCCUCUUCUGAGUGAUGCUUAUGUAGCUGCUCUACUUGUUCCUGCUUUCAUCAAGUGAUGAGCAGGCAUGCGGUCAGAGGAGAAACAGAAGUUUAGCUGGCUUCAUUUUUUAAUAAGGUUGCAUGCAAGUGAAUUGUCCACAGAUCACCCAUUAAAUGUAUCCAUUUCAUUAACAGAUUCAGUGCAGAUGUGAAAGAUAUGAUAGGAAGACCACUAAAAGGCUAUUGGAAGGCAACAUGGCAAUUUUUCUCCCCAGUGAUAAUGUUCCUAAUUUUUUUGUCCUAUGUACUAGUUGAGCCACCAUCAAAGUACUAUACUUGGAACCCAAAAUAUGUAAGUUACCUUUAUACAAGUCAUUACUAGUCUUUCCCUAAUUUGCAUUCAUGGGGGGGGGGGAUUGAGCUCUCACUCCAAUCUUGCUGCUAUGAACUCCUGAAUUGAUAAAGAUGCUCUGCUUAAGCACAGAAUUCCUGUGCUUAUGAUGUUUCACUAGGGCUUACAGGGGGUCCUGGAGCUAAUUAACCUCACCAGAUUUUUAAUGCUGGAUUUUUUUAGAUAUGCUGUAAGCCACCCAGAGUGGCCAGGGAAACACAGUAAGAUGGGCGGGGUAUAAAUAAGAAAAUUAUUAAGUAUAAUCAACUGAGGAUGCUUUAUGUUGGCCUUUUUAUUUAAUGUCCUGCCACUUUUGUUUCAGCCGGACAUUUAAUAAAUGGUUUUACAUUUUGAUUUUAUUACUCUGCUGUAAGCUGCUCUAAGAGCAUUCCUGAAGAGCAACUUAAAAGCAGGUUGAAUAAACAGACAUCCUCUUCACACCAAGCCCAAAGAUGCCAUCAGUCAUAUACUACAGCCCACCAAGGGCUGGACAGUGAUCCUGGCUCUUGCCAUCUAGGACACCAAGCUAAAACAGGCUUUACAGAACCCUACAUGCCUGCUGGGCUGUUUUCUUCUUUGUGGGGCACAGGAGGUGUGUGUCUGCUGUACGUGUAGUGAGCCAUGAAACUUGCGUAUGUACCUAUUACAAGAUGGUAUUGCCUGGAGAAAGACAGUCAGGGUGUGUAUCCACAGUAGUGGACAGAGGAGGAAUGACCGCUGGGGUUGGGACGCAGAAAGCAGUGCCAUAGCGCACCUGUAGCAGCAAACAUGCUUUUUCUGUAUCGGUCUCUACUGUCACAGUAGGCGCUGUAACUCUCUAAUGGUUUGACUUUACCCACAAAGGCACACUCUUCCACUUUCUCCCAAGACAGAUGGAUGCCAUGUGGUUCCUAGCUAGCCAACCAUACAGACACUGACCAGUCCCAGAUCUGUUCAGCUUCAUGAGUUUUCAGAUGAUCAGCCUUGAUGAUAACUGUUUGCUAUCAAGUCCCAGCCUACAUAAAAACAGAGAGAUUUUACCAUUUCGUGUGACAGGAGUGAGCAUUCAUAAUAAAAUUGUUUUUUGUUAGAUACAACACGCCACUAGCACAAUGGGACUUCCCCCCCUCCUCCUCCCAUGGCAUCCCAAAAUUUGCUCCAGAGCAGGCAGCCCCAAACUCGGCCCUCCAGAUGUUUUGGGACCACAAUUCCCAUCAUCCCUGACCACUGGUCCUGUUAGCUGGGAAUGAUGGGAGUUGUAGUCCCAAAACAUCUGGAGGGCCGAGUUUGGAGAUGCCUGCUCCAGAGGGAUUGGGAAAUCCCUAGAAGGUAUUUAGGAGGUGCACCAGUGGAGAAGAGAACAUCCCAUCAUGAGAGGAGACAUCCUUGUGCUGAUGAAGCCAUAGUCUUAGCCCUACACUGCAUGCAACUCAGGAGUCUUCCCUUUCCCUUUUGGAAUAAUGCCAACCUUUGCUUAGCUCCCACUUUGAAGUAUUAACAAGCUGUAAUUCCUGUCUUCACUUACCUGGGAGCAAACCUCAUUUAACUUGAUGGGAUUUGCUUCUGAGUAAACACAUAGAAAAUUGUGCUGUUUAGUGUGGCUUUCAUGCAAUACAUUCAUUUCUCCCAAAGGUAUAUUUUCCUGCAAAAGAGCAAAAAAAGUAUCCUCCCUGGGCUGUCGUCAUCUCUAUCAUGCUGGAAAGUGUACCAUGUUUGAUGAUCCCUUUCGGAGCCAUUUACCAACUUUGCAGAAUCGUACUGAAAAGGAAACAGCUACAAAUAAUACAUCCAGACACCAGCACUGGUAUCCUUGGUAUCACCAGUAGCACCGGUAGCACUGGUAUCCUUGGUAUCACCAGUAGCACCGGUAGCACUGGUAUCCCUGGUAUCACCAGUAGCACCGGUAGCACUGGUAGCACUGUUAUCACCAGUAGCACCGGUAUCCCUGGUAUCACCAGGAGCACUGGUAUCCCUGGUAUCACCAGUAGCACCUGA
Podarcis lilfordi (Lilford's wall lizard) is the source of this 17374-nucleotide messenger RNA. NCBI's taxonomy places the organism in Eukaryota, Metazoa, Chordata, Lepidosauria, Squamata, Lacertidae. The record is from the annotation of a GenBank genome assembly.